AUGGAUCGCUUAUUCCGGAAACGCACAGUCUCGACCAAAGAAGCACAUGGUAUCCCGGUCCGCUCCAACUCCUUCUCGAGCGAUCCUGUAUGGCCAGAGAAGGCGGCGCUGCUGAGGAAGAAGCAGAAGGGCAAGGGAGUGGACAAUGUGGAGGAGAGGCCGAGUAGGGGGGCCAGUCCAGCGAUGAAGGAGGCGCCAAAGCUGGAGCUGGACUAUCGGAAUUCCUUGAUCUUCCCAGGACUAUCACAGCGCUUCUCCAUCCUCUUGCCUUCGCUCUCCGCCAUACCCGCUAGCUCACUCCGAGACGAGCUCGCCAGCCAGCGCCAGCGUGGCGGUGCCGGACCGGCUUUGACGGAGGAAGAAGAGGAGCUCCUGAUUGCAGAGCUCCAGGACAUCGAGGCGUACAAGAACAAGUAUGCCCUGUCACCCCUGAGCGACUCGAGCGAAUGGGAAGGUCAGCCGCCAUUACCAUCUGCCUUUUCCUUGACAAGCCUGGCGUCUUCGGCUUCGGAGAACGAGUCUCGGCGAUAUCGGAGCGGAUACUCUUCUUCGGGCAUGACCAGCUCCUCGUCCACGCCCAACCUCCUCGGUACGGCUUCCCCAUCAUCCAUGUCCUCCUCCCCGCCCGUCAUCUCUCCCCCACCGACCUCUACCUCAUUUGACUCCUUCGCUACCUUUGGCGUCAGCUCCAGUCCGACAGACGAGCGGAACGCCAUCCGGACAAAAUCGUACGGUUUCUCUGGCGGGUCGGGGAUGAGGGAUCACGACUAUAUUCGCCGGGUCAAGAAGAGCGCUUCUAAUCGGAAUCUCAGCGGGUCGACUAGCCGGAGUAUGAGCAUACGGUCGGAUGACUCGCAGGACACGGCGGGUAGGCCAGAGCUGCCGCAGAUCGCGGUCGGAGAGGCGAAUGCGUACUGGGCAAAAGGCAAGAAGGGGAUGGGCUCGCCAACAGGGUCGGAUCGGACCGCUACACCAACUUCGGGGUACGCUAGUCCGCCCGUGCUAUCAAACGGUAUGGCGAAGCGGCAUCACUCACCUUCUUCAUCGCUCUCGCUGAACCUGCCGCCACCUCAGCCUGCACCAAGCGCCGCGCUGCCACCGGUACCAGCGAACGAGCCAAGUGUUGGCCGGCCGCAGAAACAGCGCAAGUCGAUGCUGCAAGGCUUGACUCCGGCGCAGAUGAGGCGCAUCUCGGCAGCGUUGGUAGAAAUUGGCCAGGGAUUGCAGAAGGGCGGCGGGCCAGUGCCGAUGGGAGUCAAGGAGGACGAGGAGGAAACGUUGCAUGAACCGGAGAGCUCGACUCGCCCGUCACAGGAGCGGCAUCGCUACCUCUCGAACGCUCGGUCGGAGGGUUCGGAGCACUCGACCGGAUCUUCCUCGGUAUUCCCCUACCACGUCUCGCCUACCACGAGCAGCUUUACGACGGCGAUCCAGCCGCCCUCAGAGCCAUCAUCACCGCCUGCACGGCCUAUACCCGCAUCUCCAAAGUCAAGGGAUCUUCAGGCUCACAUCACUCCAUCCCAUACCGAUUCAUCACCUAUUCCACAGCCCAACUUUACACCUUCCGUCCCCACUCAACCCCUCAUCAUCGCCGAGGCGACCCGUCCAGUCCCUAUCCUCACACCUACAAAAUCCCGGCCAGUCCGCCAUAAUUCCUCCUUAUCCACCGACUCGGCCUCUCCAGUCGCGUCAUCCAUACCAAGGUACAUUCCGGGUCAGCCCAGACCAGUCGGAUCAGUAUCAGGCUCGGUCCGGUCCGACGACUCGAGCUCGUCUCGCUCCGCCACACCUACAAAUCCGCAUACUCAACGGGUCGGCGGCUCCAAUGUCUCAUCAUCCCCAAACGGCGGACGGAAUAGGUCGGACUCGAACCCCUCGCCUAGUCGUCAGCUCCCAGUAGCGACCCGCUCCACCUCACUGGCACGGUCUCAGUCUGUCCAGCAGAGCGGAUCGCCCAAUAAUAAUCUCUCGCCCCCACUUUCGAGCCAUUCCCAGCCAUCUUCGAGCUCAGGGUAUCCCUCAAAGCGGGGAGUAGCGCAUACUCUCUCGCAGCGAGGCGUGCGCAGGCCGAACUCGCCACUCGUUAUGGCGAACUCCAGAGAUGAUAUUGCCGAGGCGGAUGAGCACGAGAGAGGCUCCGGAGAAGUCCGUAUACGGGAGGUACCCAGCCGGCGGAGCGUCGCUACCUCUCGGUCCGACUCUAUCGGCUCGUCUCUCCACAGUCCUCAUCCCGGAUCGAGACCCGAGAUCGCUCGCGCUCCAUCUCAACAGGGGUUCAUCUCUUCGUACCCCGAAGCGCCGGAAGAUUACACUACUGCGUUGGGUCUGGACCCACGGAGACGAGCAGCCUCCCUUUCUUCCAUUGGGUCGAGCUACCACGGGUCCAACGAAAGCGGGGAGGGGGGCUUCAGCUCAUUCGCGGACGUCCCGAUGACUCCAGAGGAGCAGAUUGGGGAGCUGCGGACGUUGACUGGGAUGGAGAAGGAGGAGUUUGCAGAGAUGCAAACGCGCUUGGUGGAUCGAGCAAAGGAGGAAAGGGAGGCUCUGCUGGGUGCCAUGGCGGAGAGAUCUUUCUCACCGGUACCGCAAGUGACCGCUUCAAGAUCCUUCCCGGUGGACCUUCGCGCUAUGUCCCCUCAACCCCUCCCGGCCUCCCGCGCGCUCUCGCCACCUCCCCUUCCCACCUACCGCGCCACCACCCCGGACAUCUCUGCACCUCGCGAAACUCCCACAUCACCCGUCCAGCUCGGCAAUGUCAUCACUCCGAUAGCUGCCGCUGGCGCAGUACCCACCAUCACUGAUCGUCGUCCCGCGCCACCUCCUCCUACCUCGUCGCCGCCCGCAGCCGCACCCUCGGAGGCGCAUGAUGAGAUCUCCACCCCUCGGACGGACCUCAGUCCGCAGGGGAGCGGGAGUCAACCUCGGUCAGGAAAGACUACCACCCCAGGAGACGAUCCCGAGAAGAUCCGGGAUUUCGAGGCGCGGAUAGCAGCCGCUACUGCUGCUCUCCAUCGGACGCCUACAUCAGGCAGCGGGUCAAAGCUGGAGAGGAAGAAUACCAAGACCGGAAAAGGGCCGAUGGUCAUUGGUACGCCUCGCCUCUUGUCCUCCUCGGUCAAUCUGGCAUCGAAACGCCUUGAUCCAAAUUCUCCCGAAAUGGCGGUCGACACCCAUACCGCCAAAGCGCUGGAGCAUGCCAGCGGAUCCUCCAAGAAGAUGUCGCUGCGGUGGCGGAAGCUAGGCUUCGGGAAGAAGGGACCGAGUAUUUCGUCCGGAGAGAUAUUCUCGCCUCCAUUGCCACAAGCGACAUCCGCAUCGACCAGCCCUAAUCUGAAAACGCUGGAGGAGCCGAUCGCGCUGUCGGCUGGCCAGCAGGUGAUCAUGCCCGCCCCGGGAGCCGAUCUGAAGGACUUCAAAUUUCCCAAUUCUGCGGCGUCGGACCGGCCCAUCAUGCCCACGAUGCCGUCUACAGGCAGCGGAGCCAGCACCGGAACCAGGUCGGAUCUGACUUCGCCACCGGGUACGGCCAAUCCGACCACGGGGUUGCGGCAGAUGAUGGGCAAGUUCAGGCGGGGAAAGAGCGACGAGGUGGGGAACCUGCUUGCCUCGGGAUCGCCUAUCCAGGGGGCUUCUCAAUCCUCCACCGCUCCGUCGACUGCUUCCAGCACCAAGGCCAGCGGGCACGCACCUACCGCCUCGGACGACUCGGCGAUGGCCAAGUUUAUCGCCGCCGGGAAGGCUGUCGGGCUCAACGAUGCCCAGCUGCACGAGAUGCUGCUCGCCAACGGGAUGCUCCAGCGAUCGACAACCACCGGGAGUGCGCGAUCGGCUGCCUCGCAAGCCAAUACAAGCGGGUUCAGCGUCGCUUCGCCAUCACCCCUCACGCCUUCCAGCACCACCAUGGCGUCCAUGCCCGCUGUUGCUGCCAAGGCUAAGGAGGUGGAAGAGGAGAAGGAGAAGGGCGCAGGUGGUGGGAUUUUCCGCGCACUAUCUCGCAAAAAGAGCAAGGCGGGCUUAGCGCCAAAGCGUCCGGACGAAGCUGGAGCGGAACCCGCCGAAUCUCGAAACAAGAUUGUCCGGCGCACGCUGCUCCUCCCAGAAGCUCUGCCCGUCACCCCCCAGCCCAACCGCUCUCCCAAUCCCAAUCCUAGCCCCAACAUCAAUCUCGACUCCCCCACAAAUAUCAGUUUCGGUCGGAAACCGUCCACCCGCCGGAAGCCGAUUCCGCUCACGCAAGAGGAUCAGCGGCUUGUAGCUGGUGACUCGCUGCGGGACCGACAGACGAGUCAGACCAGUAUCAGUACCGAUGCUUCAGUCGGACGCGAGGGGCAGACGGCGGGACUGGGCUUCUUGCAUCCCCUCAGCGCACAAGAGGGGGAUGUUGGGGCAAGCGAUACGUCUGGCGGGUCGCUGUACGACCUGUACGGGAACGCAGAUGAUAAUGGGAGCAAUCCAGGGAACAAGGGCAUCGAGAUAAUGGAAUACGAGGAUGGACGAGUCGUUUGGGGAGUGAUCGAUGCUUUACGAGACGACGAGGCGGACGAGAGCGACUAUACCCAAGGCGGUCAGCAUUCUCGUCAAACGUCCUACGCAUCCUCGCAUCUCGUCUCGGAAGCAAACGAGGUGGCAGCUGCGAAUGGAUGGAAGGGGUCAGUGGCGCCGCUUCAGCUGAGGCACCGCGAGAGGGGAUCAGAGCCACCUCUUGUCAGACCGGAAACCAAUCUCUACUUCACCUCACCCACCGAUAUUGGAGACCUCAUCGACCAGCUCUCGCGCGACCCCGGCGGGAACAAGGGCCGGAUCGACUUCUUUCCGCCUUCCCCAGACCCCACGCACACCACCCAUCCCUCUACUUCUACUUCACCCCUUCGCGCCGCUCCUGGCCAAUUCGAAGACGCCCCCUCUCCCCCUCGCAAAGCUGCGCCCUCGCCGAUCAUCAUCGCACGAACCAACAACAUUCCCGCUGGCGGCUUCAGUCCCAAGCGACAGAAGCACAUUCGUCAGGGCGGGUUCGGGCGGCCAGGCGGAGGGAGUAUUGGCGGGAAUGCAGGACUGGGCAUCGGGGCGGCAGGUGCAAGUCCGAGCGCGGCGAGCUUUACGAGCAGUACGCAGAGUGGGGAGCCGGGGAGUGGCAAGGGAGUGGAGGAUAGGCUACAGGCGUUGAUGGAUAGGCUGGUCAGCUCGGGGGCAACGCGGAAGGUGUAG
Dioszegia hungarica is the source of this 5205-nucleotide messenger RNA. RefSeq lists its product as uncharacterized. The coding region runs from base 1 to 5205 and encodes 1734 amino acids. NCBI's taxonomy places the organism in Eukaryota, Fungi, Basidiomycota, Tremellomycetes, Tremellales, Bulleribasidiaceae. The transcript is spliced from 6 exons. The record is from RefSeq and is a predicted model, not a curated record.